GGAUUGUCGGGAGGCCCUUGGUAGGAGCGACCUCGUAAAGCAGAUGGAUGAAUUGUGAUCAGAGAUGGAGAAUUUGAAGAAGCGUAAUGAGGAAACUGAAGAGGUGGUGCAACUUUGGCGUAAUGAUGCACUGCGUCUGGGAAACAAAAGAGGAAGUAUCAACGUGAGGACUACGGAAGGACGGACUUCUACUCGAUCACGGCUGAUGGGGACACCGGAGGAAACAAGGAGGCUACGGGCAGAAUUACUGGAUAUACACGAGCGACGAAAGUGCGACCUGACAGAAUUGGAUCUGCUGAAGCAGAAGAAGACUGAUGCAGAGGUCAAAUGUGUGGAGGCAGAAUUGGAGCUUGCACGACUGAGGGAGCAGAUGGGCAAGCUAUCCACCGAACAAGCAGGCUGCAGUACUCCGAGGGAGGCAGACACCCAUCUGAAGGAGAAAAUGGAUGAAGCUGCCAGGAGCGGUUUCCGCUCGGAGAGAAAGGGGAGGGUGAAAAUGACAUAUGGCCGUGUGCCACGACCCAAUGGCAUUGCGAAGAAGGAGAACGACAAGUUUCUCCUACUUCAGGACGAGAGGAAACGGCUAAAGGGACUGAAGAAAUCUGGCCUGGAGGAGCUAUGCCGUGAGGAAGGAUUGCAGUAUCGAACUACCGAUGCUACAUCCGAGGAACUGGCACAAUUAUACAUGACACGGAUGUUUGGAGAUGAGGGCGCUCGACAGCAAGAGACUGGUAGCGAGCGAAGCCGCGGUAAGGAGGCGGCUAUUGACGCCAGCACUACGGUUGUGGAGGAGGUUCCCCCUGACUCAGCUUGAUGGGACCUCCGAAACGCGGCUCUCUAGGGUUUGGCUAGAUCUUGUCGAGACUCUUGGUCAUCUUCCACUUCUCUAUUACGUGCGGCUACCAGGAA
Chara braunii is the source of this 909-nucleotide messenger RNA. NCBI's taxonomy places the organism in Eukaryota, Viridiplantae, Streptophyta, Charophyceae, Charales, Characeae. The record is from the annotation of a GenBank genome assembly.